Messenger RNA from Caenorhabditis elegans, 1010 nucleotides. It is a transcript of the gene fbxb-57, whose product is annotated as F-box domain-containing protein. Bases 95 to 961 code for a protein of 288 amino acids. The record is from RefSeq and is marked reviewed. The transcript is spliced from 3 exons. Lineage: Eukaryota; Metazoa; Nematoda; Chromadorea; Rhabditida; Rhabditidae.
AUCUUCCCAACACCAAUCAAUAAUCUGAUCCCAUCUUAAUCACCCCUACAUUAUUUCUCCCAGUCUUUUUCAUUCCUUUCUCCAUUCUACCGUCAUGACAAGUGCCUUCCCAAUUCUCCGACUACCUGCAAACGCUUUGACCAAUUCACUUCGGUAUCUGGAUUUCCAAAAUUUACUCAACUUUUCAUUGGUAUCAAAAUCUGCACAACAAGCUGCCAGAAUGCUAAACUACAAAGGAAAUAUUUUCAUAAACUUUGACCGAAACAUACAGCUAAGAGUCGUCGUGAUAAACAAAACCCAUACCACCGAAAUAAUAAUAGAGAACUUUCAACUCAGAGACUGGAUAAACACUGCUCUUUGCAUUCUCCCCACUUAUAAUUUGCUUUGUAAAAUCACAAAACUUCAUCACAACUUUAGAAAACUGUAUAACGAGCUGGAUGGUCUUUUAUUUUUCCGUUUGGAUCUGAACCUUGGAAAUUCGCCAGCUCUCAAUCCAGAGUGGCAAUCGUGGCUAUGGAAGUUUGUUCAGAAAUACUCUGAUAAUGGGCUUAUUAUUUAUACAACUGCAAAUCUCCCAAACGGCAAUAUGUAUCAUCAAAUUCUGGGAUCGUCUCGUAGAAAUGUGCAAGUACAGACACGAUGCACACUUUCCGAUUUGCUUGCUAUGAGAUGUACCAAUGUACUUUUAUGCACACCUAUCUAUCCGGAGGAAUUCAAUUUGUUCCUGAAACACUGGAUCAAAGGAGCAAAUGAAGUCGUUGAAACGCUCUAUGUCGAGAUCGAAUAUGUAAAUGAGUUCACUGACCUGAUAUUCAGGGAUAUCAAAUGUUGGAACACACCAAAACAGGCCGCAAAAAGAAGAAGAAGAAUUAAAAUAAGAAAGGAUAUCUACAGCUGUGCCGGAGUUAGGGCUACUUUGGCGAUUAGUAGAUGGUCUGUUGAAAUGUGUGUUUGGAAAUAAUUUGUUGUUUUAUGGUCUUUUGAAUUGUGGAAAUAAAAUGCUUAAAGAU